AUGUCAGACUUGAAGAGGGUUAUUAUUGAUACAGGAAUAGUUACAUUAUAUAAUCAGGAGUUUAAAUUCUGUACAAAUCUUCAAGAAAUCAAUUUCCCAGAAACUUUGGAAGUAAUCGAAGCAGAGGCCCUGUUUUAUACUGGUAUAAUUUCAGUUCAUAUACCAGAUAAUGUUGUUGAGAUCCAAAAGGGUGCAUUUCAGCGGUGUACAGCUAUAAAAGAAAUUACAUUUGGAAGCAAAUUCACUUCUUUACCAGAAUCGUGCUUUGAAGAUUCUUUUAAUUACACAGUUGUCAAUCUUCCUUCACAAAUUACAAAAAUUGGAAUGAAUUGUUUUAGAAAUGCAAGAAUAAUUUCUCUCACUCUUCCAGCAUCUCUUCAAACAAUUGAAGCCAAUGCAUUUUAUAAUUGCAAAUAUUGCAAUUCAUCAUUAAACUUUCCUGUGAAUCUAUCUGAGAUCGGGGAUUUCGCAUUCUUUAAUUGUAAAUUGGUUGAAGAAAUUUCAUUUCCACAUAAUUCUACAAUCAGAGGUGAUCAAUGCUUUGCGAAUAUGUCAAACGUAAAGAAAGUUACAUUUCCAUCAGGAUAUCAGAUCAUUUACAGCCAAGAGUUUGCAUACUGUACUAAUCUGAGGCAAAUAAUUUUCCCAGAAACUCUUCAAAUUAUUGAAAAUCGUGCAUUUUUGAAUUGCGGUUUAGAAUCAGUUCAUAUCCCAAUUAACUGCACUACUAUUGAAUAUUCAGCAUUCAAAGACUGCUAUUUAUUGAGAGAAAUUGUAUUAAAUGAUAAUAUCACAGUACUUCCGAAUUUUUGUUUUGAGAACACGGUCAGUCUUAAAUCGAUUAAUUUACCAAAUAAUUUGAAAACAAUUGAAUUUGGAUGUUUUCGAAAUAGUUCAUUAGAAACAGUUAACAUUCCAGCUUCAGUGCUUUCAAUUGGAGAUUAUGCCUUUUACAAUUGUUCAUAUUUGAAAUCUUAUAAUUUUACCGACAAACAAUAUACAUUUGGUAAAUAUUCAUUAGGUGGUAUCAAUUUAAUUGAAGAGCUUUCAAUUCCACUUAUUUGGAAAUCUAAUAGAGGUUUUCAUUUAUAUGAUGGAAUGAUCAAUCUAAAGAAAGUAUCUUUUGAAGAAGGAAUCAAUACAAUUUUUGAAGGUGAAUAUGCAAAUUGUAUUAAUCUUAAGGAGAUUCAUCUUCCAACAACUCUCAGUUCUAUUAAUAAAGAUGCAUUUGAAAACACAAGAUUUGUUCAAUUUAUUUUACCAGAUAGUGUUACAAAUCUUGGUGAAGGAGUAUUCAAAAAUUGCAUAUCAUUGAAAGAUUUUACUUUCAAUAAAAACAGGUACAUACCUAUAUCAUUUUUCCAGAAUUCUUUCAAUUUUAGUGUUUUUACGAUUCCUCAAACUGUUGUUGAUAUAAGAGAUAAUUGUUUCGAAAAUUGUAAAUUAAUAUCAAUUCAGUUGCCUGAGUCAAUUCGUAGUAUUAGAGCUUACGCAUUUUAUAAAUGUUACACUCAAAAUGAGAUUCGGCUUCCUGAAACUACAAUUUAUUUGAUGGACAAUUGCUUUGGAUCAUGCCAUUUAUCAAGAAUCUUUACAUUAACAACACAAAUAGUUGUGAGAGGUGUUUAUUGUUUUGAAAACUGCAAGGACAUCGAGAAAUUAAUUAUAGCAAAUGAUAUUAAAAAAAUUAACACAGGAACUUUUUCAAAUUGUCAAAAUCUUAAAGAGAUUGAAUUUCCAAACACACUUCAAACAAUUGGUGAAAGAGCUUUUUAUAAUACAAAAAUAAGUUCUAUUGAAUUACCUGAAAGUGUUUUUGAAAUUGGUUUUGGAACAUUUGCGAAUUGCUAUUACUUGAAGCAUUUUAAAUUUGGAAGUAAUCAUAACGAAACAGGAGGUUAUUGCUUUGAAAAUAGUUUAAUUGACUUUGACUUGAAGAUCCCAAAGAAAGUUUCAGUAAUAAGGAAUUAUUGUUUCAAAAAUUGCACUUUCAGAUCGAUUGAAAUUCCUGAAUCUGUUACUUUAAUUGACACCGGAGCUUUUGAAAAUUGCACUAUACCUAAUCGAAUAAUUAUACAUUCGAAUAUAUAUAAAGUUGGACAGUAUGCAUUUAAAAAUUGCCGCAACUUAACAACGCUAAAAAUUAAUGCCUCAUGCAAUUUGGAAUAUGAAGCAUUCUUUAACAAUCAAGAUUUGGUUGAAAUACAUCUUCCAGCAAAAGUUAAAAUCUCGUAUGACUGUUUUAAUAAUUGUACAAAACUACAAAAUAUUACUAUGGAUGAACAAAAUGAGUUUAUUUUUAAUACAUUCAGUGGUGGAGCAUUUAAUAAUUGCAUCAAUUUACGUUGUAUUCGAUUUCCAAAUUGCUGCCAGUUAUAUUCGGAAAGUUUUUCUAGAUGUUCUAAUUUGGUGUCUAUUUAUUUAGGGCAUUUUUGUAGAGUUGAUUAUGAAGCAUUUAAAUAUUGCAAUAAUAUCAAGUAUAUUAUUACUGAUUAUCAUGAUACAUUGUAUUAUUUUAAUACCAUUAACAAUUUUGCUGGUAAAUAUAUUAUCAAUAAUGUGACAGGUACUAAUUAUACUAAGUUAUUCCAAGCCUUACGGUAUUCCAUUCCAAAAGCUUACGUCAGUGGAUUAAAUCAUAAAAUAUAUGAUUCUUAUUCAGGAAUUACUUUACUUCCAGUUCCAGUGAUUUUCAAACAAGAUUAUUGUAUUGCAAUUGAAAUGACUUUAUUAUAUGAACGAGAUUUCUCUCAUUAUCAUUUUGAGCUUUUAUAUCUUUUAGCUCAGACUUAA
Trichomonas vaginalis G3 is the source of this 2793-nucleotide messenger RNA. RefSeq names its product leucine-rich repeats (6 copies)-containing protein. The transcript has a single exon. The coding region runs from base 1 to 2793 and encodes 930 amino acids. The record is from RefSeq and is a predicted model, not a curated record. Lineage: Eukaryota; Parabasalia; Trichomonadida; Trichomonadidae.